AGGAGCUGAUGACGGUGCCAGAGCGGGGUGUCCUGGAAUUACCAUUCACCUUCAGACCUUUGGACAUGGUUCAGGCUUCUGCGUAUAUUGUAGUGGAGGUAGUUGAGGAAGGAUCCAAAGUGGACGGUGUUAAAUGGCAAUUCCCUGUAAAGGGAACGCCAGUUUUCAAUGUUAGUAAAGGUUACCAGUUACCGGUAAUAAGUUGCAAGUCAAAAGAACGGAAGGAGUGCUUCAUGGAAAUAAUUCUGGAUACGAACUCAGUGAAACCUACACAGAACGUGAAAUACACUGAGGCAGCCAUAAGCGAUAGACCGAGUGAGCUAAAAGAAGGAUGGAAGAAGAAGGAAUCCGAACAAGAGUUCACUUUCUCAGUAGACGAGACAAAUCUGCUUUCUUUACAACACUGUUCUUCUUCUCACAUAUCUCCUCCUGGCCUCAGUCUCAUUACCUUUACUCUAGUCUUCGCUCCCGGCAAACCCAUCAAGAAGACAGUAAAGUUAACAGUGGACAGUAAAAAUGGAGGUCGGUGGAUCUACCCGUUCACAAUCCACUCUACCUCAGCCGAACCUGACGACAGUAUCGUGAUUAGAGCUUCAGGUCUGCACAAGGACUCUGUCGUGGGCAUCAGACUCAACAGCCUUGAUAGUUCCAGUAUCUCGUACGAAGCAUAUCUAGAUAAGGGAUCAGAUCCUGAUUUCAGGGUCUAUCCUCCGACAGGACAGCUUCUGCCUCUGGGAACUGAGGGAACUCUUAUUUGUGUCGCUUAUAAACCCACCCUUUACGGAAAAACUCACAACGCCAAACUUAUUGUUCAGACUCCGACAAACCAGUGGUCGUACGUGAUCCAGGGACAAAGUCCGGCUUUUAGUGUGCCAGUUGGAGUGACCACCACCCCUAGCAGGCUACCAAAGCCCUCUCCAGGUGUCAAGAAGAACUUUAUCAGACAAAAUAUGCGGGUCCUUGCUCAGAAUACUCCGUGAACAAUGUUGUGAACAAUGUUGUGAACAAUGUGCCUUCGGGCUGAGAGGAGCGUGUUUUUAGACUUUUCGUACAGACACUGAUAUUGAGAUGAUUAUUCAGAGUAAAAAGAGUUCAAAAUUAUAUGUAAAUACAUUUUGUAACAUAGAUUGUAAGUGUCAUUAAUGUGUGGAUAUUUUCUGAAAUUUUCUGUAGUUUCUCGUUUAUUUUAUGAGAUCAGUUAUGGGUUACUGUAUGAACAAUGAAAGACAGUAAAAAUGAUAGUAUCUACCAUUCUCACCAACUUAUUGUUAUGUUGAUAUUAAAGACCAUCUUAA
Molecule: messenger RNA, 1295 nt
Organism: Bolinopsis microptera
Lineage: Eukaryota; Metazoa; Ctenophora; Tentaculata; Lobata; Bolinopsidae
Product: cilia- and flagella-associated protein 47-like
Exons: 6
Coding region: 9-980 (323 amino acids)
Biological process (GO): cilium assembly
Cellular component (GO): cilium
Source: RefSeq, a predicted model, not a curated record